CACAAGAGGCUCUGGAUCAAAGUGAAACUUCGCUGUUGCUGAGCCGGAGUUAACACGAUCUGCUUCCUGUGGCUGUUAAAAAUGUUGUUGUAUUUGCACUUGCUGUUAUUCUGUUUAUUCCCCAUUGACAGGGGGGAUUUUUCUCCUCCGCGUUUCAAUGUGAGUUUGGAGGUGCCCGCUGAGCAGCGCUGGGAGCCGGUGCUGAAACAUUACGAUGCGGCGCAGCUCCGUAAGAUCAUGCAGCAUGUAAUCGGCUCUAUCGCUCCAAAAUGGGUGGUUUCCAUCAUUGAACUUCUGGCACACCAGCUCAGCUGGAUAUUACCACAACCCUAUGAAACAGAAAUUCAAGGACUAAGUAAAGCACUAGAUUUAAGCCUUGGAGAAGGACUUCUUAUCAAUCUUGCUUAUGAACUUUCUAGCUUUUGCACCAGUAUUGUUGUCCAAGACACAAAAGGAAACAUUUACCAUGGUAGAAAUCUGGAUUAUGCAUUCAGUGAUGCUUUAAGAUCGCUCACAGUUGACCUACAAUUUGUCAAGAAUGGUCAGAUUGUCUACACAGGAACAACAUUCAUUGGCUUUGUAGGUUUAUGGACUGGACAAAGACCAAAUAAAUUUACUAUCUCUGGAAAUGCAAGAGUUAACAGAGAUUGGUGGAGAACUGUCAUUGCUGCUCUUUUCAAAAGAAGCCCUCCUCCGAGCUGGCUGAUUAGAGAUACGCUCCUAGAAGCUGGGGAUUUCCAAGCAGCUUUGAAGAAGUUGGCCUAUUCCCCAAUCACUGCUGAUGUAUACUACAUUUUAGGUGGAGUUCGACCAACUGAAGGUGUGAUUAUAACAAGAAAUCUUAGUGGGCCUGUUGAUAUCUGGCCUUUGAUUCCGAUGAAUGGACAGUGGUACAGAGUGGAAACAAAUUAUGAUCAUUGGAAAAAUCCUCCACCAUUCGAUGACCGAAGAACACCAGCUGUGCAUGCUCUCAAUACUACAGGUCAAAAUAACAUCAAUUUACAAGCAUUGUUAAAGAUUCUUACUGUUAAACCAGUAUUGAAUAAAUCCACUGUCUAUACAACAUUAAUGUGUGCGGCUCAGCCGUAUUACUACAGGACAUUAGUUCGGACUUAAAACAGAAUACAUUGGAAAUUGGCCAAAGAUUGACACUUGAAACAUGUGCACUGUUGAAUUAGAAGAUAAAGCAAUUGAGGAUUGUUGGGUGUUUCUUGUCAGUCUUCCUACUUAUUAUGAUGCCCCUUUCCAAACCUCAAGCAUAGAUCGUGGCUGUGUUUUCUCUGAUUUCUACUGCACAUUUUCCAAAGCUUUCAGUUUGGAAACUUUACAAAUCAACUUGUAGAUUUCAAAUUAAAUUCCUGGUAUGAUCUAAAAGAUUUCUAUUUUUGAUUUUGAUUUGAGUAAAAUGUGGAAAAGCAUCUUGAUCAGUUUUGUUUUAAUUCAUAACUAACAGAAGAUUGGAAAUUGAAUUCUGAAGCCAUCUGAUGGCAAUUAAUACAGCAUCAAUAAUCAGCUGGAAAAGAUAGGAUUUGUGUAAAUAAUGUUUAAUAAAUCUGAAUGUCGAGAGAA
Messenger RNA from Chiloscyllium plagiosum (whitespotted bambooshark), 1569 nucleotides. RefSeq names its product N-acylethanolamine-hydrolyzing acid amidase-like. The record is from RefSeq and is a predicted model, not a curated record. Gene Ontology annotation, cellular component: lysosome. Gene Ontology annotation, molecular function: fatty acid amide hydrolase activity. Gene Ontology annotation, biological process: fatty acid metabolic process. NCBI's taxonomy places the organism in Eukaryota, Metazoa, Chordata, Chondrichthyes, Orectolobiformes, Hemiscylliidae.